AGGUAGGCACAGGUGUGAACCGAGGUGGGAUUUGGUUAUUUCAAGGCAUCCAGGACAUACAAUUAAAUCUCACACAGUGCACAUGAAGAACUAGUAUACUUGUUUAUUCAGGACUUCGACAGCAUCAAACUUAUAUAAGAUGGCGACGUCGCGGGCUGAGAAAGUGACGGAAUUCCUCACCUGUGUGAUCUGCCAGGAACUGUACACAGACCCCUGUACACUGAGGUGUGAUCACACAUUCUGCAGAAAAUGUGUCACUAAAUACAUCCAAACCAGACCAGAUGCUGCACAGUCCAAGACGAUCCCCUGUGCCUUCUGUCGACAAGAUACCAAGGUCCCCCAUCCCAGACGGCCUGUUGAGGAGUGGGCGGGGCAGAUCAAACCCAGCAUCAUUAUACAGGGGUUGAUUGACACACAAGCUGACGUUGUCAAAACAGGUUCCGCUUCAUGUUGCUCAGUGUGUGAGAAGUUAGGGGAGACAAUUCCGGGAGCCUCAUGGUGUUCUGAGUGUCAAGUGUCCCUCUGCGAGAGAUGUGUCAAGAUGCAUGUUGCAAAUCCAGCAUCACAUGACCAUGAGAUCUGUGACCUUUCAGGGGAGGUCAAGGUGAAAAGGAGACGCAAGGUCGUUUGCAGGGAACACAAGGAUGAGGUUAUAAAGCUUGUAUGUAAAGACUGCCACAAAGCUGUGUGUCAGACAUGUUGUGUUGUAUACCAUAGGAAAUGUGAGUCUGUCGUUACCAUUCAGUCAAUGUUGCCAAACCUGAAAUACCAUUUAAGAAAGCAUGCUAAACAGUUAUCAAAGAAAAUACAUAGAAAAGAAACAAUUGUUAAGAACACAGACGAGAAAAUUAGCGGAAUUGCGAAAAACAAAAUAGCAGUAGAAAAUCAUAUUAAAUCUGAUGUUGAGAGAGCCAUAGCCAACAUCAAGCAGAAAGGAAAACAACUGAUGAAUGAAGUCAGGGAUAUGACAGACAAACAAACUAAGCAACUUAAAGCCGAUGUUAAACUUGAAGAGAUUGAGAUGCAGAUGUACAGACAACAUUGUGAGUUCAUUGACCAGGGCUUGGAAUCGGACUGUGAGAUGGACCUGUAUGGCGCGUAUCAGGCCUGGGAAUCGGGGUCUGUAGAGUUGGGGGACGUCAGGGACACAGACACAGCAGACACACGGAGAAUAGAUGAAAUCAGGUUCACACCUGACACUGACAACGUCCAGCACAUCCUAGAUGACCUACAGCUGGGGAAGAUUGACGUCACAUACCAGGAUCAGGGCACAUGUCUGCCGUCUCAAGUGCGAGUUGACGUGAUAGAUGGGAGGAUGGCGGGUGAUAAGGGUGAGCCUGUAUUUCGUGACGUCACAGUUCUGGUUGUUGAUGGUAUACAGACAGUUGUAGUCACUGACUUCAAUAACAAGUGUGUGAAAUCCUUCUACACCAGAAACAACUUGACAUGCCACAGUAAACUUCCCCUGGAUGGCUCUCCCCAUGGUGUAACACGGUUGAAGGAGAACCAGGUGAUGGUUGCUGUCCCUGACUCCAGUCAGAUUGUAACAGUAGAAGUGACCCCUGACCUGGUGCUGCUCUCUAUCAUCACAACAAGCAAGAGGUACGUCAGUCUUGCUGUUUUGAGUCCUUCAUCUCUAGCAGCAGGUACCUUUUACUGUUUUGAUAUCCUGGACAUGGCGGGACACGUGCUGAGGUCAGUUACUACACACAACAAUGAGACACUGUUUGCCUACCCCGCCUAUAUGUGUGUCAACAACAAGGGCAACAUACUCGUGUCUGACUUGGAGACUAGGUCUGUGACAUGUGUGACGUCAGAGGGGGAUGUUGUGUGGAGAUACGCCCCUACCGGAGACAGAGCACUCAUUCCUUAUGGUAUUACAACUACUCCAACAGGAGACAUCCUGGUUGCAGGCACCAGUGAGGUUACAAGGCUGACAGAGACAGGGGAUUAUGUCACAGAUCAUCAGGUCAGUGGCUGUGAUCCAUGGGGAUUGUAUGUCGAUAGACAUGACACACUGUAUGUUUGUGGUGGACGUCGGAUACAGGAAGUCAACUUCAUGUAGUCACAUCAACAAUUGCAUGAUUUCAAUCAUCACUAUUACUGGUGUUAAAUUCACUAUAACAACUCAAAAUAGACUCUUCCGAUUGGGGUGUGAAUGAUCAUACAAAGGUGUAUCAACAGACAUUAUUUCCACAUCAUUACACAUCACAUUAUGUGUUUAGCAACCUGGUUCUCUUUAUUAAAUC
Molecule: messenger RNA, 2249 nt
Organism: Haliotis rufescens (red abalone)
Lineage: Eukaryota; Metazoa; Mollusca; Gastropoda; Lepetellida; Haliotidae
Exons: 3
Coding region: 140-2065 (641 amino acids)
Molecular function (GO): zinc ion binding
Source: RefSeq, a predicted model, not a curated record